This is a messenger RNA of Prorocentrum cordatum, 890 nucleotides long. Lineage: Eukaryota; Dinophyceae; Prorocentrales; Prorocentraceae. The record is from the annotation of a GenBank genome assembly.
UGGAAGGUGCGGAGAGUUUCGAGACAACGUUUAACGGCGAGAUUGUAUCUGGCUGGCUCUCGCUCUAUUGGACAGCGCUGGUGGAGUCCGCGUUCCUAUUGUGCGGCUCGCUGGACAACCCUGUGGGCGACGGCAGCCUGCGCGAGAGUAAUUUCGGUUCGCUCGUGUUUGUAACCGCAAUGGGUCCUGUUGGUUGCGUCAUCGUCGCUGUCUUCAUCUCGACGCUCGCCCGUGAGCAGACCCUGAAGUAUGGCCUGGACAUGCGCAACGAAGAGCAGAAGGCUCUGAUGAGGCGCGCGAUGGACUCCCUGAGGAUCCCCUCGCGGCUCCAGCGGCGAGUCUUCAGCCUCCACUACUUCCAGAAGAUGCGCCACGAUAGGCUGGCGCUGGCCGAGCUGCUGAAGACAGAGAACCUGAGCAGGCCGCUCGAGCUGUCCCUCAGGCUCUGCAUAUACAGCAAGGUCGUCGCGUCCGGCUUCUUCGACACGACCCAGGCGAGUUACAUCUUGGAGGUCGUGCAGGUCCUCCAGGACCGCGCGUACGUUCCCGGCGACUAUGUCUGCCGCAGGGGCGAAAUGGGCGCAGAGAUGUUCUUCGUGAGCCAGGGCGACUUGGUCGUGCUCGUGCCCAGCCUGCCGCCCGGCAGCCCGGGCAGCGACGAGGUCGAGAACGCGGUCGAUCUGGGCGUCAGGAGGGGCGGCGGCGAGUACUUCGGCGAGAUCACGCUCAUCAGGCGCGGGUGCCCCCGCACCGCCUGGGUUCGCGCCGAGACCUACGUGGUCUGCGCCGUGCUCACGCGCGGCAGCGCCGAGGCGAUCUGGCGCUUCUUCCCGGACGAGCGCGGGAAGGCAUCCGCCUUCGCCUCCCCCUCCUCCUCCUCCUCCUCCUCC